AUGGGUAAACAGAUUGACUCUAGUUCUACCGAGUCUGGAAGCAAUGAUCCACUCUCCAAACCAGCUCACUCUCUCCCUUACGACCAAGUAGUAGGGGAGCUAGGGAGCAAAAUUGACGAAGGCCUCAGCACCGAUGAAGCCGCCCGACGCCUGCAAGAAUAUGGCCCUAACAAGCUUGAAGAUGGCAAGGGCAUUUCCAUACUCAAAAUUCUAGUUGGGCAGGUUGCCAACGCAAUGAUGCUAGUCCUCAUUCUGGCGAUGGCGGUCAGCUUUGGUAUUCAGUCAUGGAUUGAGGGCGGAUGUAUCUGCGCGGUCAUUAUUCUCAACAUUGUCGUCGGUUUCUUCCAGGAAUAUGCUGCAGAGAAAACCAUGGAGUCUCUCCAUUCUUUGAGCUCUCCAACCGGCAUUGUGUCUCGCAAUGGGCAAACAUUUUCUAUACCCUCUAUGGAUCUUGUGCCUGGCGACAUGGUGGAACUGAAGACAGGAGAUACCGUUCCUGCCGAUUUAAGACUGGUCGAAGCAGUGAACUUCGAGACGGAUGAGGCCCUUCUCACCGGCGAAUCUUUACCAGUCCAAAAGGAGAGUGACUCUAUCUUCAAGGUGGAUACUGGUCCCGGAGACCGCCUGAACAUAGCAUACAGUUCUAGCACUGUCACUCGUGGCCGUGCUCGGGGAAUUGUUAUCAAAACCGGAAUGGGCACGGAAAUCGGCUUAAUCGCUGCAGCCCUUCGCGCAAGCGACUCGAAACGUCGCCCUGUCAAACGUGGCCCAAAUGGCGAAAGAAAAAAGCGCUGGUAUCUCCAAGCAUGGACCCUUACAGGGACCGAUGCCGUUGGAAGAUUUCUAGGCGUGAAUGUUGGAACGUCUUUGCAGCGCAAGCUUUCUAAGCUGGCUAUCAUUCUCUUCGGGGUUGCAGUUCUUUUCGCCAUUGUUGUUAUGAGUGCCAACCGCUGGAGCUCAGAGAGCGAGGUUAUUCUCUAUGCUGUGGGAACUGGACUAAGUAUGAUUCCUGCAUGUCUGGUAGUCGUCUUAACAAUCACCAUGGCUGUUGGAAGCAAGCGUAUGGUGGAGAGACAUGUUAUUGUUCGCAAGCUCGACUCACUAGAGGCUCUUGGGUCUGUGACAAAUAUCUGCUCUGAUAAGACUGGCACUUUGACACAGGGAAAGAUGGUUGUGCGCAAAUCGUGGGUCCCUGCUCUCGGGACCUAUUCUGUUGAAUCCUCUACCGAGCCAUUCAAUCCGACCCUGGGCCAGGUGAGCUUUAGCCCUGCGUUCCCGGGUAACCAUGAAAAAGGACAAGAUGGUGACCCUCGUCCUUGCCCGGAACUACUGUGCUCUGAAUUAGAAGAUUUCCUCAAUGUCGCAUCGAUGGCGAAUUUGGCGCACGUUUAUUUGUCGGAGGAAAAUGAAUGGCAUGCCCGCGGCGAGCCCACUGAGAUUGCAAUCCAGGUGUUUGCCUCGCGUUUCGACUGGUAUCGUGAUCGUUGGACCAAGGGUUCUAAGCCUGUUUGGCACCAAAAGGCCGAAUUCCCUUUUGAUUCCACCAUCAAGAAAAUGUCUGUUCUUUAUUCGAAGUUCUCAAAUGGAGAGGAAAGAACAAUGGUUUUCAGUAAAGGAGCGGUCGAACCCAUCUUGGGCGCUUCGACUACUGUCGUUUGGGAGAAGGGCUCCGCUCCACUCAAAUUGACAGAUGAUCAUCGUCGAGUGAUCCUUCACAACAUGGACGAACUAGCUAGUAUGGGUCUCCGCGUUCUUGCCCUGGCUCAGAGACCAUUUGAUCCAUCCUCAAGGGUCUUAGAAGGAAUGGACUACGAACGGGAUGAAGUGGAAAAUAAUCUUCAAUUUCUGGGCUUGGUGGGGAUCUAUGAUCCUCCUCGUCCAGAAACUGCCGCUGCCGUUGCCGCAUGUUAUCGCGCUGGCAUUUCGGUACAUAUGGUGACGGGAGACCACCCGGCAACGGCGAAAGCCAUCGCCCAGCUGGUUGGAAUCAUUCCGACCAAUUUCAAUGAAGUCUCGACCGAAGUCGAGAAGGCUAUGGUCAUCACAGCGAGCGAAUUCGACAAAUUAAGCGAUCAAGCGGUCGAUGCAUUGCCUAUCUUACCUCGGGUCAUUGCACGCUGUGCUCCUCAGACUAAGGUUCGCAUGAUUGAUGCACUCCAUAGACGGGGUGCCUCUGUAGCGAUGACUGGCGAUGGAGUGAAUGAUUCUCCCUCUCUGAAGCACUCAGAUGUCGGCAUUGCUAUGGGCAAAGCAGGCUCAGAUGUAGCCAAGGAUGUCUCCGAUAUAAUCCUCACGGAUGAUAACUUUGCAUCAAUCUUGAAUGCUGUCGAAGAAGGUCGACGAAUUUUUGAUAACAUUCAAAAGUUCGUACUUCAUCUGCUGUCGGAGAAUAUUGCUCAGGCUUGUAUUCUUUUGAUUGGACUGGCCUUUAAAGACUUGGAUGGCCAAUCAGUUUUCCCGUUGUCACCAGUUGAAAUUAUUUGGGUUAUCAUGAUUACUUCCGGCAUGCCUGACAUGGGACUGGGGAUGGAAGUUGCUGCCCCCGAUAUCAUGGAUCGUCCUCCCCACUCGAAGCAGGGUAUUUUUACAUGGGAGAUAGUGAUCGAUAUUCUCGCGUAUGGUCUGUGGACUUCGGCUCUGUGUCUUUCAUCAUUCUCAUUGGUGAUGUGGGGAUUCGGAGAUGGCAACCUUGGGCGAGGUUGUAAUCGUGAGUACUCUGAAGAGUGUGAGCUGGUCUUCCAUGCACGCGCAACUACCUUUGUCUGCUUGACAUGGUUUGCACUGUUCUUGGCCUGGGAAAUGGUGAAUAUGCGCCGUUCCUUCUUUCGCAUGCAGCCGACGUCCACCAAGUAUUUCACGCAGUGGAUUCAUGAUGUGUGGCGGAACAAGUUCCUCUUUUGGUCAAUUCUCGCAGGCUUUAUCACUGUGGUUCCUAUUCUUUAUAUUCCCGUCAUCAACCAUGUAGUGUUCAAGCACACGGGAAUCACUUGGGAAUGGGGAAUUGUCAUUGUCGAGACAAUUUUGUUUUUCCUCGGCGUGGAAACCUGGAAGUGGGGGAAACGUGUAUUCUUCCGUCGCAUGGGCCGCCGACAGCAGAGAGCCAAUUUCCAACAGGAGGUAGGCUCCCAGGCUUGA
This is a messenger RNA of Penicillium soppii, 3135 nucleotides long. RefSeq lists its product as uncharacterized. Gene Ontology annotation, biological process: intracellular calcium ion homeostasis; calcium ion transmembrane transport. Gene Ontology annotation, cellular component: plasma membrane. The record is from RefSeq and is a predicted model, not a curated record. The coding region runs from base 1 to 3135 and encodes 1044 amino acids. Gene Ontology annotation, molecular function: P-type calcium transporter activity; ATP binding; ATP hydrolysis activity. The transcript has 4 exons. Lineage: Eukaryota; Fungi; Ascomycota; Eurotiomycetes; Eurotiales; Aspergillaceae.